CUCUUAUCUUUGCAACGCGCCCGCAGCCGGACGACCAAACAACCCCCACUUUGCGAGAUGGCCGCCUCGCACACCAGCCUUCGGCAGAAGCGCGCCCGCGCGCACCUCGCGCUGCACACCGCGGUCCGCCGGUACGAUGUGCCGCAGAUCAAGGCGCUCAUCGAGGACGGAGCCGAGCUGACAGAGGUGGACGAAUUUGGCCGCACAUCGCUUCACCUCGCCAUCGUUGCGGCCUCGCAAUCCCACCGCCAGCCAAACGGCGACGCGACUGUGCGGGAGAUGGUCUCGGCGCUGCUCGCCGGCGACGUUGAGGCGCUGUGCGAGGUGCUCUGUCUGCACUCAGACGCGGGCCUCACGCCGCUCCACCUGGCCGCUCGCUGCGGCAACAGCAGCCUGAUGGGGGUCCUGCUGGACUCCAUCGACGAGGAGGUGCUCUCCGACGUGAUGGAGAUGAGGACGCAGCUGACCGGCGACCUCUACUCCGGCAACUGGGGCAAGAAGGACGCAGACACCGGCGAGCUACGGCCUGGCGGGACGCGGCGCGAGCAGCACGGGGCCCUCCUCGGACCCUUCCCGGAAGCUGGCGCCGACCCGGCCGCGACUGGCUGCAAGCCGAUCGGGACGGCCAACACGGUGCUCCACCAGGCGGCGGCGCGAGAUUGCCCCGAGAGACGGCCCGAGAGCGAGAUCGAGAUCUCGCGAGGCGGGCAGAACGGACUCACCCCGCUCUGCAUGGCCGCGCGCUCCAACAAGGCGCGCACCAACAAGCGGGCUGCCAUCCUGCGGCUCUUUGGCGAGGAGGCGUGA
Molecule: messenger RNA, 807 nt
Organism: Emiliania huxleyi CCMP1516
Lineage: Eukaryota; Haptophyta; Isochrysidales; Noelaerhabdaceae
Exons: 5
Coding region: 58-807 (249 amino acids)
Biological process (GO): protein localization to ciliary inversin compartment
Cellular component (GO): ciliary inversin compartment
Molecular function (GO): protein binding
Source: RefSeq, a predicted model, not a curated record